AUGUCUCCCCAAAAACACGUCGUCUUCGACGUCGUCGGCACCUGCGUCUCCUUCGACGCCUUCUACAGCUGCAUUGACCGCGUCAUCGGCGACAAACUGCGCGCGCAAUGUAUCACACCCCGUUUCUUCGGGUUCAGCUGGAUGACCGCUGCCGAGCUGGAAUUCACCUUCUUAUCCAUUUCGGAACGCUAUAAGCCUUACAAAGAGGUCAUCACGGCGCUGUUCUAUCGGACGUUACAUAUGGCGGGCGUGGAGGACCCGAGGUCGUUUGCGACGGAGGCUGAGAGGGAUCAGUGUGUGCAGGGGUAUUCGGAGUUGGAGCUGAGACCUGGUACCCGAGAGUGUUUUGCUAAGUUAAGAGAGGCGGGUUUCACGGUCUGGUGUCUGACGACUGGGGACACGAGACGUGUGAGAGGGUAUUUUGAGCGUGCUGGGGUGGAUAUGCCGUUGGAGAACUUCAUUAGUUGUGAUUCGCAUGGCGUGGCUAAGCCGGCACUGGCGGCGUAUAGGCCUGCGAUGGAGAGAUUUGCGGAGGAGGAUGUGAAGUGGUUUGCGGCGGCGCAUAUGUGGGAUGUUUCGGCGGCGGUUAAGGUCGGAUUCAGAGGGGCUUAUUGUACCGUGUAUGAGAAGGAGUCGUGCGCGGAGAUUUUUGAUACACAGAUGGAGGUGUUGGCUGAUUCUUUGCCCGACAUGGCGGACAAGAUUAUUGCAGCUUCAGGGUAG
Molecule: messenger RNA, 723 nt
Organism: Aspergillus bombycis
Lineage: Eukaryota; Fungi; Ascomycota; Eurotiomycetes; Eurotiales; Aspergillaceae
Product: putative 2-haloalkanoic acid dehalogenase
Exons: 1
Coding region: 1-723 (240 amino acids)
Source: RefSeq, a predicted model, not a curated record